AUGGACGGAUUCAACCCUUUCAAUGGCAAGCCACCGUCCAACGGCUCUGGUUCGCAAGGUGAUGGAGGCUCGCAGGGUCCUGGUGGUCCUGGCGGCCCUCCCACUGGCCUUCCCAUGGCUCCCACCAACGGUCAAGGCGGCGGCGACUCUGGACCCGGUUUUACGUCUGCCGAAUCAGCGCGACAGACUCUAUGGAUGGGUGAGCUGGCUGGCUGGAUGGAUGAAUCAUUCAUCCGCUCCGUCUUCUCAUCAACUAUGAAUGAACACGUUCAAGUAAAGAUUAUUCGCGAUCGUCACUCUGGUAAUGCUGGGUAUUGCUUCGUCGAAUUCUCUGGACCAGACGCUGCGCAAAAGGCUUUGCAAUUGAACGGCUCACCUGUUCCGAAUACUGAUCGAGUAUUCCGCCUCAAUUGGGCCUCCGGUGGUGGCCUCGUCGACCGACGCGACGACCGAAGCCCGGAAUACUCCAUUUUCGUUGGUGACCUUGGCCAUGAGGUUAACGAAUUUGUUCUUGUAGCACUCUUCCAGGCUCGAUUCCCUAGCUGCAAGAGUGCUAAGAUCAUGACGGAUCAGCAAACGGGACAAUCUAGAGGAUAUGGCUUUGUUCGCUUUUCUGACGAACAGGAUCAGCAGCGGGCUCUUGUGGAGAUGCAAGGUGUUUACUGUGGCAAUCGACCAAUGCGUGUGUCCCCUGCGACGCCAAAGAACAGAAGCCACCAGGGCGGGGGUUUCCAGAAUUUCGGAGCCCAUCAGAUGAUGCCACCUCAGCCGGUUCAGCACCACGGAGGUAUGGCCAACCAAUGGAUGCCUCCGCAGCAGCCCAACUACGGUUAUCAGCCACAAGGAGCAGCACCUGGAUUUAAUCCAAUGGCUAUGAAUCAGUUUACGGACCCAAAUAACACCACUGUCUUCGUCGGUGGACUCUCGGGUUAUGUCACUGAGGAUGAGCUGCGAUCGUUCUUCCAAGGUUUUGGUGAAAUAACUUAUGUUAAGAUUCCGCCUGGCAAGGGAUGUGGCUUCGUCCAAUUCGUUCAUCGACAUGCGGCUGAAAUGGCCAUUAAUCAGAUGCAAGGGUAUCCGAUUGGCAACUCGCGCGUCCGAUUGUCAUGGGGUCGUUCCCAGAACAAUUCGGGGGUAGGCACCCCUUAUCGCCCUGCUCCCCCGCCCCCUCAUUAUUUCCCUCCUGGUCCGCAAGGUCCUCAAGGUCCCCCCGGCCCUCCUUUCGGUGGUCCUCCGUUCGGUGGUAAUGGUCAUCAAGGCCCACCCCCGGGUGGCUUGGGUCCUCAGGUAGGCCGUUGUGACCCUGUAUUCAAAGAGAACAUUGCUAACUUUGAGACGUUGUAG
Pseudomassariella vexata is the source of this 1344-nucleotide messenger RNA. RefSeq lists its product as uncharacterized. Gene Ontology annotation, cellular component: cytosol. The transcript is spliced from 4 exons. Gene Ontology annotation, molecular function: mRNA binding. The record is from RefSeq and is a predicted model, not a curated record. Lineage: Eukaryota; Fungi; Ascomycota; Sordariomycetes; Amphisphaeriales; Pseudomassariaceae. Gene Ontology annotation, biological process: mRNA splice site recognition. Bases 1 to 1344 code for a protein of 447 amino acids.